GUUGGCUGGUGGACUCGCCGUCGCCAUGUCCUCGUACUCGUCGCUCCUCUCCAUGCGUCCCGUCGAUCAGAUUGGCGGGUAUGUGGACGACGGCUACAACGACGCCGACGACGACUUGGUGCUUGCCGCUAGCUACCUAUCGUCCUUCGACUUCGACCUCGGCGAGGAGUAUGUUUCCCUGCCGCGGGCAGCAACCGCAGCCACCUUCCACGCAGAGCAGCCGGCGCCGGCGCCGCCCCUCGGUCACUCACCGCAAGCCGACGCCGACAGCUACAACAGCGGCAAAGCAGCAAGUUCGAGUUCAGAUGGACUCUCCUACCAAGAAAGUAUCAGCAAGAGCUUCACGAGCGACGGCGCGAGGAGCAAAGGCAGCAAGAUCGCGUUCAAGACGAGGUCGGAGGUGGAGGUGCUGGACGACGGCUACCGGUGGAGGAAGUAUGGCAAGAAGAUGGUCAAGAACAGCCCAAACCCAAGGAACUACUACCGCUGCUCCAGCGAGGAGUGCCGCGUGAAGAAGCGGGUGGAGCGGGAGCGGGACGACGCGCGCUUCGUCAUCACCACCUACGACGGCGUCCACAACCACCCGGCGCCGCUGCCGCCGCGGGGGUGCGCCGGAUACUCGCUGGCGCAGAUGCACGGUCUCGACACCGUGAAGAUGCACGCCGUCGGCGCAGGGGAUGGCGGCCUGCAGGGCUCCACGCCCGUGACGGCGCCGCGCACUGUGCAGCGUGACGACUGACAGUUAACAGGUGCUUUGAUAUGUACCAGAGUCAGACUAAUCAAUAUUUACUUGUAAUACGGCAGCUUUUAUUUGAUUCUGCUAAAUACUGUAUAUACGAUUAUACGGACGGAA
Molecule: messenger RNA, 853 nt
Organism: Lolium rigidum
Lineage: Eukaryota; Viridiplantae; Streptophyta; Magnoliopsida; Poales; Poaceae
Product: probable WRKY transcription factor 50
Exons: 3
Coding region: 26-739 (237 amino acids)
Biological process (GO): regulation of DNA-templated transcription
Molecular function (GO): DNA-binding transcription factor activity; sequence-specific DNA binding
Source: RefSeq, a predicted model, not a curated record